This is a messenger RNA of Botrytis cinerea B05.10, 2674 nucleotides long. RefSeq lists its product as hypothetical. The coding region runs from base 140 to 2326 and encodes 728 amino acids. The record is from RefSeq and is a predicted model, not a curated record. Lineage: Eukaryota; Fungi; Ascomycota; Leotiomycetes; Helotiales; Sclerotiniaceae. The transcript has 2 exons.
GGCAACCAUCAAACAUCAUCAACGCAAUCAACAACAGCUGCACCCAUCAAAAAAGCACAGAUAAACCCCUCGAGUAUCAAACCUUGUCACCUUGCCAUCUAUUUUUAUAUAGGUGACGGUCUGGGGAACAACCGCCAAAAUGGUUUAUGACUGGGAUAACAAACAGCAAAUAUGCUAUAGUAUGUAUAUUGAAGAGAAAAAGUCAUUGGAAGAGAUUAUGGAAUUCUUGAAAGAAAAUAUGUCUUUUAAUCCCUCUAAACGUGCAUUCCAAACCCAAUUCAAGAAAUGGGGGUUUCCUUCGAAACAAAAUCCUGCACACAAGAACGAACCGCUCGUUCAACGCAUCAAAGAACUAUGGAACGUCAACACAUCACAGCGCGACAUGGUUACCAUUCUCGAACGAGAGGGGUGGGACAUCAAGGAACGUGAACUUAUGCGCGUUAGAAACAAGAAUCGCUGGCUUUUGCGAGUACCUAAUGGGAACAAAUCAAAGAAGCAAACGGACCAGGAUGUGGAAAGUCAACUACAACAGGCAUUUUACAAUAAUGGAGCAUUGCUAGAGGGGGAACAACAAAUAGAAGGGUCGAUGGAAGGGCAUAUGGAAGGACAUAUGGAAGGGCACAUGGAAGGGUUACCGCCAGCUUCAUCCAUGUCCAAGGAGCAUUCCAGAGCUGAAUCCCCGCCACUUAGUCCUGAAGUCAUGCAAAAGAGAAAAGAGCGUCUAUCCAAGUUAGCAGCCGAAUCCGAUGAAAAAUGGACCUCUCGCAAGCGUCGUCGUCGAACCCGUGGCUGGGCUGGCCUUCCAGCGGAUCCUCCAGGACCCCCUCGAUUCCCUUCCGAAACCACUAUCGAUGAAAGCAAGAAUUUCCUAAGACUUGAUAAUCUUUUGUAUCGUGAUAUAAGGGCUAGAUUUCAACGCAUAUGUGAAGAAGCAGGUAUCAUAAAGAAGACACUUGCUGGACCCGAGCGUUGGGAAGCUGCAAAGGAUAGCCUCAUACAAGAGAGUGAACAUCUACAAUCAGUUUUCUGGAAUACAGAAGAAAAUUUGGAUGCAAGAAAGCUAGCUCUCGAUGUUGUUUGUGGUGACGUGACGAAGCGGAUGCGAACCUUGGAGCGUCGUAUGACUAUUGCUGAAGCCAAGAAUGCAUUAGGUGUAAAUCCAGAACAGUCCAGGGACCUUCGUAAUUCUUUCUACCAGAUAUUGAAGGCUGAUCAUUUCACCAGUAAGCUUGAAGCUGGAGAAGAACACUGGCAGGAGCUCAAGACGUCCUGGAUCAAUGGCUCCGAGCUACUACUGAAUCUACUUGCUGUGGGAGACACUGAUCCUCAGCAUGCGCAAAGAGUCAAGGCAAUGGAGGUUUUAUGUCGAGAUGUCAUGAAGCGUCUUCGGGAUGACCAGACUAAACGUGAUCCAACCAGAAAGAAGAGAAAGCUUGAGAACAGUUUCCAGCCCGAUCAAGCUAUGGACCAAUUCCACCACAGCCAAGAGGAAACCCCUGAUUUCCAACAAGAUCCACAGGAGGCUCUUAUUCAAACAGCAGCGCAUGCUCAUGCCCACUCGCAGAACCAAGUUCAGUCACAUAUGCAAAUACCAGAAUCUCACAUGCAUACACAAGCUCGUCAGGCCCACGCUCAAGCUCAAGCUCAAGCUCAAGCUCAAGCUCAGGCUCAGGCUCAGGCUCAAGCUCAGGCUCAAGCUCAAGCUCAGGCUCAGGCUCAGGCUCAUGCUCAUGCUCAAGCUCAUGCACAAGCCCAAGCUCACCAACAAGCUCAGGCUCAUGCUCAAGCCCAGGUUCAUCAACAAGCCCAGGCUCAUGCCCAAUCCCAACCUCAAGCUCAUACGCCUGUUAUGGUCAGCCAUGGUAAUUUGCACAAUGACAUGCAUAUUGAUCCAUCUCAGAUUGACCCAUCUCUACUUAACGCAGCUUCCAAUGAUCCAGGCUUAAUGGUUCGUGGAAUGCAAAACCAAUAUGCGGACCCCCAAUAUACAGAUCAACAAUUUGUCAAUCAAGCUGCACAAGCGUUCCCAUCUGUAACUCCUUCAUCUAUGGCAGUUUACUUUCGGUUGCACCCAGACUCGGAUGUAAAUCCUCAUACUCCGUUAUGGAUUGCGAUGCUGAACGGCACCUCCCUGGCAGAAGUACACCGGUUAGCCACAAGUAAAUAUCCUAAUUCAUUGGUGGGUCGUGUCGUCGGAUCUAUGGGGGGAUCAUCUGAACAAGAAGUGACCAUACCUAUUGACAAUGACAGUGAAUUGGAGGCCUAUUUGAGCACUUGUGUGAAGCCACAAUUUAUCGUUGAGUUGGUAACAUGGAAGGAUGCCUAGGUAAUUAUUAGUGAGGGGCAAUUUGUUGAUUGGGAUUACAGCGGCGUUCGGGUAGGAUGGGAAUGUCGGAGUUUACAGUGGCCUGCUUACUCUCCUAUAGGAAGGGAGCCGGGGCGUUUCAAAAUGGUGAUGAAAGCAUGCUAUAUUGUAUGCAAUCCUUUAGUUUCAUCUUCUUCAAUGAGCCGUCGAGAGUGGAAGUUCGAUAGGCUGAUGGCCUCGACCUAGACAUGCACUCUUUGCUCCAUUCAUUGUCAAUACUGUACCGUUUCCCUUCGGAUGUUUAUAUUCUUAGCCAAGUAAAACAUUUUAAUGAAAAUUGUUAUUAUAAAUCAUAAUGCAGAAACUUCA